AUGAACAGAAUUAGGGUGCUGGGAUUGGUACUUAUGUACUAUGCUCUGUCACUAAGCCUGGGAUAUCUGACCUCGUUUUUGCUCUCCAAAAGGACAUAUAAUUUCAGUUUUCCCCUGUUCAAGGCGUCCAUGCAGAACCUGAUUCACUUUUUUGGUGCAUCCACAGUUCUAAGACUUCAGAAGGAAAAGGCUCCAAAGCCCAACUAUUUCGGGCCCUCGCUUCCAUGUGCACUCGCAGGUGCAACAGACAUAGGGCUUUCGUCCAUAUCUCUGAGGUUCACAACCCUUGCAUUUUACACAAUGGUGAAAUCCUCUUCUCCGGUGUUCAUCCUUCUGUUCGGGUUUGCACUUGGAAUCGAAAAGCCGUCGAUAACAUUUUUUCUGACAAUAUUCACCAUAGGCGUGGGUGUGUUUCUUACGUCGAUAAAGAACACAAGCUUCGACAUCAUCGGGUUUGGAACCAUCUCCGUAGCCUCGCUCAUGGCCGGGUUCAGAUGGGCGUUUGUCCAGUAUCUUGUUAGGAACCAGGAUGUGCAAAAAGAGGGGGUUUUUGUCACGAUGAGGGAUCUCUGCCUUCCCAUAUCAUUCCUCCUUCUUCUAAUCUCCCUACACGUUGAGGGCCUUAUGGAGAUAGUCACGUCCAGGUUCUUCAACACAUUCGAUGCAGCCCUGAGGAACUUUGGGUAUAUCUCGCUCUGUGGGGCUCUAUCGUUUAUGCUCCUGUGUGCAGAGUUUACGCUCGUUUCAGAAACAGGCGUUGUGUUUCUGAGUAUUGCAGGGAUUGUCAAGGAGCUCAUUAUUAUUUCGUAUGCAAUAAUAACAAAGGAUAUCGCUUUGAGUAACCUGAACUAUGUUGGGCUGACCAUAAGCAUUGCAGGAAUACUAAUAUACAAUUUCAGCAGGAAGCCUCUUUCUCCACACUAG
Molecule: messenger RNA, 924 nt
Organism: Encephalitozoon cuniculi GB-M1
Lineage: Eukaryota; Fungi; Microsporidia; Unikaryonidae
Exons: 1
Coding region: 1-924 (307 amino acids)
Biological process (GO): UDP-glucose transmembrane transport
Cellular component (GO): cis-Golgi network; endoplasmic reticulum-Golgi intermediate compartment; Golgi apparatus
Molecular function (GO): antiporter activity
Source: RefSeq, marked provisional